CACGUCAAACGUAAGAAGAGUUGCCAAUUAUUUGCCCUAUAAGAUUAGUAUAUCACGGGCCAUUCACGUGCGAGCCGUCGAAACAGAACAGAAGGAAACCCUCGAUUGACUCUCAACCUUUCCAAUUUGCUCGACUCUCGAUUUUGUUCAGCGCAUAAAUUGAUUGAAGAAAAUGGCUAUGAACAAUGGAUUGAAAUCCUGUGCUUGCAAACUUCUGAGAUCCACUGAAUCAUUUCUUCCCAGAUCAGUGAGCAGGGGGUUCCACUCCACAGGCAUGAAGAGUAUGGGAGGAGGGCAUGCCCAUGGCCAUGAUGAGCCUUUCUACCUUCACGCAAAGCACAUGUACAACUUGGACAGGAUGAAGCAUCAACAACUUAAGAUGACUCUUGGGGUCUUUACUGCAUUCAGCAUUGGUGUUGCCGUCCCAGUUUAUGCUGUUGUCUUUCAGCAAAAGAAGACUGCUUCAGCGUAAUUUUUAUCUUGUUAAGUCCCCUUCUAUUGCAAUAAUGGACAAAUUUGAAAUGCCUUGGGUAGACAAAAUCGAGGAAUCUAUUUUGUCACACGGUUAAUCGGUUUUCAGCAUUCUGCUUGCUAUAUGCAAUGCUUUUUUCUUUUAAGUGACAAUAGUUCUGUUAAAUUCUUGCUUCUGAUUACGUUGCUGUUUUUUUUUUCUCCCUAAUAUACGUUGAAAUAUUUUAUCAAUUGCAUAUUUUGCGUUGUGUAUGGUUUA
This is a messenger RNA of Olea europaea var. sylvestris, 730 nucleotides long. RefSeq lists its product as uncharacterized. NCBI's taxonomy places the organism in Eukaryota, Viridiplantae, Streptophyta, Magnoliopsida, Lamiales, Oleaceae. Bases 173 to 472 code for a protein of 99 amino acids. The record is from RefSeq and is a predicted model, not a curated record. The transcript is spliced from 2 exons.